AUGCACUUUACCAACCACCUCCGGAACGUGAUCAAGCAGCUCCAGAAAACGAUAUCUCACGAACAGAAUAUUGUUACGUGUGAUCGCUUGCGAAUAUCUGUACGAGGCGGUGCUGGGGGAAGUGGUAUUGCAAGAUACAACGGCACCGGCGGCGCUGGAGGCAGCGUUUAUUUCGUGGCCAGACCGGAAAUUGCGUUCAAAGACAUCCCGAAGGCGCUGGGCGGCACAUUAGAGACACGGGUGCUCGUGGCAAAGGCAGCUCCUGGCACUUCAAGUACGCAAACGAAGCUCAUCGGCGAUAAAGGGCGAGAUUUGAUAGUCAACGUACCGCUGGGAGUCGAGCUAGUGAACGAGGAAAACAAUGUGCUCCUGGGGCGUUGCAAUCGUGUUCACCAGAAAUUGCUGGUGGCGCGGGGUGGUGAUGGAGCAUCGGUUGUAAAUGGUUAUAAGCCCGGCAAAGGCGAAAAUUUUGUCCUGAGCGUCCAUCUGAAGUUGCGGCCAAAUGUUGGGCUUGUGGGAUUUCCGAACGCCGGGAAAUCUACACUUCUGAAGGCUUUCAUCCCUCGAAAAGAGGUCAAGACCGCGCCUUACCCUUUUACGACGCUCGAACCUCAGAUCGGCUUUUGGAAGCCGAAAAAGCAGUCCGUUGCGGAUGAUCCAUUUACCCUGACAAUUGCUGAUUUACCAGGGCUGAUCGAAGGCGCCUCGCGGAAUCGCGGCAAGGGUCACCAUUUUCUGAAGCACCUGGAAUACUGUGGGAUCCUGCUACUCGUCAUUGAUGUCAAUGGAUUCCAACUGAAGGCUAGCUUCGAUGAGCCUUACAGAACCGCCCUUGAGACGAUAGCUCUGCUCAAUAUUGAGCUGGAAAACUACGACAAAGAGCUCGUGAAGAAGCCGGCAGUCGUAUUGUUGAACAAAAUGGACAUCGCAAAAGAUCCUCAGGAGGCCGAACAGCUGAAAGAAAGGCUGCUGGAAAAACGGUGGUACGACAGCCUUCCGCGAGAGAUGAGACCCAAGAUGCCGUUGCGGUUUCGGAGCGCAAUUUUGGCGUCGGCGAAGAAGCAGGAUAUUAACGAGUUAAAAACCGCGCUCGCCCAAAUCCACCACGACACAAAUCCGCUGGACGCUCCUAAGGACGUGCGGACACGCCAACAAAAAUUGCUAGUA
This is a messenger RNA of Mesorhabditis spiculigera, 1167 nucleotides long. The record is from the annotation of a GenBank genome assembly. Lineage: Eukaryota; Metazoa; Nematoda; Chromadorea; Rhabditida; Rhabditidae.